Messenger RNA from Salvia splendens (bonfire salvia), 930 nucleotides. Its product is annotated as probable pectinesterase 29. The record is from RefSeq and is a predicted model, not a curated record. Gene Ontology annotation, molecular function: pectinesterase activity. The coding region runs from base 1 to 930 and encodes 309 amino acids. The transcript has 5 exons. Lineage: Eukaryota; Viridiplantae; Streptophyta; Magnoliopsida; Lamiales; Lamiaceae. Gene Ontology annotation, biological process: cell wall modification; pectin catabolic process.
AUGGCUUCUUGGUGUAUCUGCAUAGUUUUGUCUCUUUUGUCAUCGGUUUCUUCCAUUAGCGCUGCAACAAUCGUGGUUGAUCAGUCGAAUCAGGGCAGUUUCACAACCGUGCAAGCAGCCAUUAAUUCUGUUCCUUCCGGCAACAUUGAAUGGACUAUCAUUAACAUCAGAGAAGGCAUUUACCGGGAACAAGUGAUUAUUCCUUACGAUAAGCCAUUCAUAAUCCUGCAAGGAACAGGAAUUCAAACCACCAUUAUUUCGUGGAAUGGUCAUGGCCCCAUUGACCGAGACGCUACUUUCAAUUCUGAAGCUAACAACACGAUUGUUCGGGACAUAUCGUUCGUUAAUUCUUACAACACUCCCCCAAAAGUUAAUACGAAUCCAAUGGUAAGGGCGGUGGCAGCUCGGAUUAAAGGCGACAACUCGGCCUUCUACCGUUGUGGAUUCUUCGGAUUGCAGGACACACUGUGGGAUGUUGAAGGCAGGCAUUACUACGAACGCUGCACCAUCGAAGGUGCCGUAGAUUUCAUCUUUGGUGCUGGCCAAUCCUUGUUUGAGAGCUGUGCCAUAUCAGUAGCCGCGGGAGCUCUAAACGGACCAGGAUUCAUCACGGCUCAAAGAAGAGAGAAGCCUAAUGAUACGAACGGGUUCGUGUUCAAAAACUGCGUUAUAGUUGGGGAGGGCAAGGUAUAUCUUGGAAGGCCGUGGGGAAAGUACGCUAGAGUCCUAUUCUACAACACGCAAAUGGCGGACAUCAUUGUCCCUCAAGGAUGGGAUGCUUGGACAAGCGUCGGCCAAGAGAAUCUGUUGACGCUGUCAGAGUAUAACAGUCAGGGUCCAGGUUCGAAUAGUUCCAUGAGAGUUGGGUGGGCAAAGAAGCUAAGUGAUGAAGAGGCUAACAAGUUAGCCACAGUUUCCUUCAUUAAGUGA